This is a messenger RNA of Antechinus flavipes (yellow-footed antechinus), 553 nucleotides long. RefSeq names its product ATP synthase inhibitory factor subunit 1 (gene ATP5IF1). Gene Ontology annotation, cellular component: mitochondrion. The record is from RefSeq and is a predicted model, not a curated record. Gene Ontology annotation, molecular function: ATPase inhibitor activity. Gene Ontology annotation, biological process: negative regulation of ATP-dependent activity. The transcript has 3 exons. The coding region runs from base 65 to 409 and encodes 114 amino acids. Lineage: Eukaryota; Metazoa; Chordata; Mammalia; Dasyuromorphia; Dasyuridae.
CCGACCUCGUUGAAGGUCUCGCGUAUGUACAGAGGCGGUGGGUGUAUUACCUGUAACAGCGAGCAUGGCGUGUACGGCUGUGGCAGCGACGCGACUCGGGCUCGGCCUGUGGGGCGCGAGAACCAUGCAGGCCCGAGGCUACAACUUGGAGUACUCCCGCCAGUUCAGCAACAAACCUGGUGACGAUGUAGGCCGAAGUGCCGGUGCCAUCCGGGAGGCUGGCGGGGCAUUCGGCCAGAGGGAGAAGGCCGAGGAGGACCGGUACUUCCGAGAGAAGAGCAAAGAACAACUGGCUUCCCUGAGGAAACAUCAUCAGGAGGAAAUUAUGCACCACGAGAAGGAGAUACAACGCCUGCAGAAAGAAAUUGAGCGUCAUAAGAACCAGAUGAAAAAGCUGAAAGAUGAUUAAGCUGAUUUUCUUCUUGUUCAGUGGUCAGCCUUGGUCUAUAUAUGGAAUCAUUGUCCACUACUUGUGUGCCCGAUGUGACACUCCCUAGCUUGAUAUACUUUUGCUGUGUACUGCAAUUAAAUGGUAAUAAACUAUGAUUACUGA